UAUUCUAUGUAGCAGCUCAUAUAUUCUUGUAGAAGGCUUAUAUCGGUUAUUUAACAGAUCAACUGAAAGAUAUCAGGAAAGGCAGAGAAUUUUGACAUAAAUACCAUCACUGAACAAUGAGUGACAACUGGGACGAUGGCUACGACUGGGAGAAGCUGCGCACAUGGUACUUUGUACCGGCGGCAGCCUUUUUCCUGUUGAGUAUCAAAGGACUACAACAUCAGAAGACGUCUGUGAUGGGCAAUGUGCUGGGGAUGAUAGGCAUGGCUGUCGCUAUCGGCGCCGCUAUAGCGAGUGUCUCUGAUGUGCUCGUGUGGGCCGUGGUGGUUGGAAUCGUCCCCGGUGGUAUCAUCGGUCUCCUGCUUGCUACGCGUGUUGCGAUGACAAGUAUCCCGCAAAUGGUGGGACUGCUGAACAGUUUUGGCGGUCUUGCAGCGGCGCUCGCUAGUUUGGGCGUGUAUGAGAAGAACUAUGAACAGUACUUUCAGUCCGAACUUGACUUUCAAGUUCACAACUUUAUCAUCUACCUUGGAGUGGCUAUUGGUAGUAUCACCUUCUGGGGAUCUCUUGUAGCCUGUGGUAAGCUCCAGGUAUGUUGA
Molecule: messenger RNA, 599 nt
Organism: Sphaeroforma arctica JP610
Lineage: Eukaryota; Ichthyosporea; Ichthyophonida
Exons: 4
Coding region: 117-599 (160 amino acids)
Source: RefSeq, a predicted model, not a curated record